Gorilla gorilla gorilla (western lowland gorilla) is the source of this 4216-nucleotide messenger RNA. RefSeq lists its product as uncharacterized. The record is from RefSeq and is a predicted model, not a curated record. NCBI's taxonomy places the organism in Eukaryota, Metazoa, Chordata, Mammalia, Primates, Hominidae. Gene Ontology annotation, molecular function: nucleic acid binding; RNA-DNA hybrid ribonuclease activity. Gene Ontology annotation, biological process: DNA integration.
UAAUUAAAUGAAGAAAGGAAAGAAAAGCUGGAGGGAAUGAACGAUGGGGAGCCUGGGUCCCCUGAGGAAGGACCCCACUACACUACUGACAAUUUAUGCUGUUAAUCUUUCUCCCAUCCUUCCCCAAGGAGGCCUCUGGCCUUUUACCAGAGUAACUGCACUGGGGAAAGGGGAAUGAUCAGACUUUUCAGGGACUUACUGGAUACUGGCUCUGAGCUGACAUUGAUUCCAGGGGACCCAAAACAUCACUGUGGUCCUCCAGUUAAAGUAGGGGCUUAUGGAGGUCAGGUACUUAAUGGAGUUUUAGGUCAGGUCCCACUAGUGAGUCCAGUGGGUCCCUGGACUCAUCCUGUGGUCAUUUCCCCAGUGUCAGAAUGCAUAAUUGGCAUAGACAUACUUAGAAGCUGGCAGAAUCACCACAUUGGCUCCCUGACUGGUAGGAUAAAGGCUAUUAUGGUGGGAAAGGCCAAAUGGAAGCCAUUAGAGCUGCCUCUACCUAGAAAAAUAGUAAAUCAAAAACAAUAUCGCAUCCCUGAAGGGAGUGCAGAGAUUAGUGCCACCAUCAAGGACUUGAAAGAGAACUCUCCUAUUUGGCCCGUGCAGAAGAGAGAUGGAUCUUGGAGAAUGACAGUGGAUUAUUGUAAGCUUAACUAAGUGGUGACUCCAGUUGAAGCUGCUGUGUCAGAUGUGGUUUCAUUGUUUGAAAAAAUUAAUACAUCUCCUGGUACCUGGUAUGCAGCCAUUGAUUUGGCAAGUGCCUUUUUCCCCAUUCCUGUUUGUAAGACCCACCAGAAGCAAUUUGCCUUCAGCUGGCAAGACCAGCAAUAUACCUUCACUGUCAUACCUCAGAGGUAUAUCAGCUCUCUGGCUUUGUGUCAUAAUCUUGUUUGCAGAGAUCUUGAUCACUUUUCCCUUCCACAGGAUAUCACACCAGUUCAUUACAUUGAUGACAGUAUGACCGGAUCUAGUGAGCAAGAAGUAGCGAACACACUGGACUUAUUGAUGAGACAUUUGCAUGCCAGGGGAUGGGAAAUUAAUAAAAUUCAGGGACCUUCUACCUCAGUAAAAUUUCUAGUGGUCCAGUGGUGUGGGGCCUCUCAAGAUAUUCCUUCUAAGGUGAAGGAUAAGUUGGUGCAUUUGCCCCCUCCUACAACCAAGAAAGAGGGACAACGCCUAGUGGGUCUAUUUGGGUUUUGGAGGCAAUACAUUCCUCAUUUUGGUGUGUUACUCCAGCCGAUUUAUCGAGUGACCUAAAAGGCUGCCAGUUUUGAGUAGGGUCCAGAACAGGAGAAGGCUCUGCAACAGGUCUAGGCUGUUGUGAAAGCUGCUGUGCCACUUGGGCCAUAUGACCUAGCAGAUUCAAUGGUGCUUGAGAUGUCAGUGGCAGAUAGGGAUGCUAUUUGGAGCCUUUAGCAGGCCCCCAUAGGUGAAUCACAGCAGAGGCCUCUAGGAUUUUGGAGCAAGGACCUAUCGUCUUCUGCAGAUAACUACUCUCCUUUUGAGAGACAGUUCUUGGCUGGUUACUGGGCUUUGGUAGAAACUGAAUGUUUGACUAUGGGCCAUCAAGUCACCAUGUAACCUAAACUGCCUGUCAUAAUCGUGCUUUCUGACCCAUCUAGCCAUAAAGUGGGGCAUGCACAGUGGCAUUCCAUCAUCAAAUGGAAGUGGUAUAUAUGUGAUCAGGCUUGAGCAAGUCCUGAGGGCACAAGUAAGUUAUGUGAGGAAGUGGCUCAAAUGCCCAUGGUCCCUGCUCCUGCCAUCUAGCUCUCUUUCCCCCAGCCUGCACCAGUGGCCUCAUGGGGAGCUCCCUGUGAACAGUUGAAAAAGGAAGAGAAGACAAGGGCCUGGUUUACAGAUGGUUCUGCAUGAUACGCAAGCACCACCCAAAAGUGGACAGCUGCAGCACUACAGCUGCUUUCUAGAACAUCCCUGAUGGACAGUGGCGAAGGGAAAUCUUCCCAGUGGGCAGAACUUCGAGCAGUGCACCUGGUUGUGGACUUUGCAUGAAAUGAGAAAUGGCCAGAUGUGCGAUUAUAUACUGAUUCGUGGGCUGUAGCAGAUGAUUUGGCCGGAUGGUCAGGAACUUGGAAGAAGCAUGAUUGGAAAAUUGGUGAUGAAGAAAUUUGGGGAAGAGGUAUGUGGAUGGACCUCUCUUUUUGAGUGGUCAAAAACUAUAUUUGUAUCUCUUAUGAGUGCUCACCAAAGGUGACCUCAGCAGAGGAGGAUUUUAAUAAUCAAGUGGAUCGGAUGACUUAUUCUGUGGACACCACUCAGCGUCUUUCCCCAGCCACCCCUGUCAUCACCCAAUGGGCCCAUGAACAAAGUGGCCAUGGUGGCAGGGAUGGAGGUUACACAUGGGCUCAGUAACAUGGACUUCCACUCAUCAAGGCUGACCUGGCUUGUAUGACCACUGCUGAGUGCCUGAUUUGCCAGCAGCAGAGACCAACACUGAGCCCUUGAUAUGGCACCAUUCCUUGGGGUGAUCAGCCAGCUACUUGGUGGCAGGUUGAUUAUAUUGGACCUCUUCCAUCAUGGAAAGGGCAGCGGUUUGUCCUCACCAGAAUAGACACUUACUGCAGAUAUGGGUUUGCCUAUCUUGUGGAAUGCCUUAUCCACCAUCAUGGUAUUCUGCAUAGCAUUGCCUCUGACCAAGGCACAUACUUUACAGCUAAAGAAGUGCAGCAGUAUGUUCAUGCUCUUGGAAUUCACUGGUCUUCUCCUUAUCAUUUUGAAGCAGCUGGAUUGAUAGAACGGUGGAAUGGCCUUUUGAAGUCACAAUUACAACAUCAACUAGGUGACAAUACUUUGCAGGGCUGGCGCAGAGUUCUCCAGAAGGCUGUGUAUGCUCUGAAUCAGUGUCCAAUAUAUGGUACAGUUUCUCCCAUAGCCAGGAUUCACGGGUCCAGGAAUCAAGGGAUGGAAGUGGAAGUGGCACCACUCACCAUCACCCCUAGUGGCCCAUUAGAAAAAUUUUUGUUUCCUGUUCCUGCAACAUUACGUUCUGCUGGCCUAAAAGUCUUAGGUCCAGAGUGGAGAGUGCUGCCACCAGGACACACAACAAUGAUUCCAUUAAACUGGAAGUUAAUAUUACCACCUGGACACUUUGAGCUCCUCCUACCUUUAAGUCAACAGGCUAAGAAGGGAGUUACAGUGUUGCCUGGGGUGAUUGGCUUGGACUAUCAAGAUGAAAUCAGUCUACUACUCAUCUUGAAAUCAGUCUACUCUUCCUUACCUGAUGGAGGUAAGGAAGAGUAUGCAUGGAAUACAGGAGAUCCUUUAGGGCCUCUCUUAGUAUUACCAUGCCCAGUGAUUAAGGUCAAUGGGAAACUACAAAAACCCAAUCCAAGCAGGACUAAAAAUGACCCAUACCCCUCCGCAAUGAAGGUUUGGGUCACUCUACCAGGUACAAAACCACAACCUGAUGAGGUGCUUGCUGAAGAGACACAGGGAAUACAGAAUGGGUAGUAGAACAAGGUUGUCAUCAGUACCGGCUAUGACCACCAUUACUAGUUGCAGAAAUGAGAACUGUAAUUCUCAUGAGUAUUUCCUCCUUAUUUUGUUAAGAACAUGUUUAUGCAUGUAUACAGUUUGUCUAAGAAAAUAUCUUCAUUUUCCUUUUUCCUUUAUCAUGUGACAUGAAAUUUAUUGACUUCAUAUCAGCAUUUAAGUGGUAACUUUAUGUAAUAGCAUUUAGUUUAAGGAUUAAUGUGCUUCCAGCUUUACAAGGGAUAGGGAUAGCUGUAUUAUGUUAGGCAUAAUUAUGACCUUAUUAUUGUCUUUAUUUGAAGAUUAUGUAUGAUUUCAGGAGAUGUAUAUGUGUUCAAGUUGACAAAAGGUAGACUUCUGAUGGUUAAUAUUGAGUGUCAACUUGAUUGGAUUGAAGGAUGCAAAGUAUUGUUCCUGGCUGUGUUGUGAGGGUGUUGCCAAAGGAGAUUAACAUUUGAGUCAGCGGACUGGGAGAGGAGGACCCACCCUCAAGCUGGGUGGGCACAAUCUAAUCAGCUGCCAGCAUGGCUAGAAUAAAAGCAGGCAGAAGAACAUGGAAGUACUGGACUGGCUGAGUCUUCCAGCCUCAUCUUUCUCCUGUGCUGGAUGCUUCCUGCCCUCAAACAUCAGACUCCAAGUUCUUCAGCUUUUGGACUCUUGGACCUACACCAGUAGUUUGCCAGAGGCCCUUGGACCUUUGGUCAAAGGCUGAAGGCUGCACUGUUGGCUU